Onychostoma macrolepis is the source of this 8312-nucleotide messenger RNA. RefSeq names its product GTP cyclohydrolase 1 (gene gch1). The transcript has 6 exons. Gene Ontology annotation, molecular function: GTP cyclohydrolase I activity; zinc ion binding; GTP binding. The coding region runs from base 147 to 908 and encodes 253 amino acids. NCBI's taxonomy places the organism in Eukaryota, Metazoa, Chordata, Actinopteri, Cypriniformes, Cyprinidae. The record is from RefSeq and is a predicted model, not a curated record. Gene Ontology annotation, cellular component: cytoplasm. Gene Ontology annotation, biological process: tetrahydrobiopterin biosynthetic process; tetrahydrofolate biosynthetic process.
CCUGCGCGAGCGCUGAGUUUGACAAGAGUAUAAUAACCGUUGAACUUCGCUCAAGUUUGUCCGUUACACCUUAAACUGUGUUCAAAAAACACACAGUAGCACUAAAACCGACUUUGAGGAACCCAAGCUGUCACUUUAAGGCAAUAAUGGAGCGCUCCAAACAGAAACAAGUGAAUGAAAAUGAAAAUGAAAAUGAAGCAGACUCCGCGAUCAAUGGACACUUUGACGGACGGGUGAAGAUGCCCGGAUGGAGCGCCGGUGGUGCCGCCGGGACACCGAGCACCGUGCCGUCCUCCAGCGUGAUGGAGAGCUGGCGGGAAGAACGCACUCGCAGUCUGGAAGACAAUGAAAUGAGCCUGCCGAGCAUCGCCGCGGCUUACACCACUAUUCUCAGGGGGCUCGGAGAAGAUCCGCAGCGGCAGGGGCUCCUCAAAACUCCGUGGAGAGCCGCCACCGCCAUGCAGUUCUUUACCAAGGGUUAUCAGGAAAAAAUCAUCGAUGUCCUGAAUGACGCAAUCUUUGAUGAAGACCAUGAUGAGAUGGUGAUCGUGAAGGAUAUUGACAUGUUUUCCAUGUGUGAACACCAUUUAGUUCCUAUUUUUGGCCGGGUGCAUAUAGGUUACCUUCCAAACAAGAGGGUUCUUGGGCUGAGUAAAUUAGCAAGGAUCGUUGAGAUAUACAGCAGGAGAUUGCAAGUUCAAGAGCGUCUAACCAAACAGAUUGCAGUCGCCAUCACUGAAGCUUUACAGCCUGCUGGUGUCGGGGUGGUCAUUGAAGCAACUCACAUGUGUAUGGUUAUGCGAGGUGUCCAGAAGAUGAACAGCAAGACUGUGACCAGCACCAUGCUGGGUGUUUUCCGUGAGGACCCCAAGACACGAGACGAGUUCCUGACUCUGAUCCGGAGCUGAGAGGGUCCGUGUUCGCUCUCCACUGUCGAAACGCUCUGACCAGCCCUCUUCUCAAACGCCUCCCUGGAUCAAAGACGUGGACGAGGCGCUGCUGUGUAACAUAGUGUCCCACCCGCCUCUGGGAUGGUCACAUCAGUAACACCGUCUCUUCUGUAUCACGUAUGUAUGUGUGUGUGUUUUGUGCAUGUUUAGUCAGUAGAGCUGUGGGAGCCUCUAUUGACGGGACUGUGGCUAUUACUGUUACAUGGAAGCAUUGUAUUUUGAAGGACGUCCUAGAUUAGCACAAUUUGACCUCACUAAACUGACAAGCACCAGACCCACCGAAAUUUGUGGGUCACAUUUACGCUCUAUUAAACGCAAGUUGAGCUGCUUGAGAUAACGCAACCAAGCAGUUUUAUUUUCACGCUUCUGAACAGGGAGGUACGUGUCAUUCGGAGUAUUCAAUUUGACUGUUUUAACUACAUAAAAGUACUAACGAGGUACUGAAUAUAACCACUAAAUGAUUACCAAUAUUCAUACACCUUAAUAUUUCCAAGGUACUUCAAAGAUGAUCAUAGUAUUAUAAUGGUACAUGUCCAAAAAGUAACAUAGUAUUACAAAGCACCACUUUUUAUAAGUGAAUAAAUCCAGACUGGUUUUAUUGUUGUUUUACUAUGUGCUGAAAAUGUAUUAUGGCUGUGCUGUCUUAAAAUGUAAUAUUUAAUAUAAUGUGUCUUGUGCAUCAGUCAAUAAUUGUGCCCAGACGCAAAAUAUCAUCUGCUUAAAAGGAUAGUUCACCCAAAAAUGAAACCUGCCCAUAUUUAUUCACCCUCAUGCUGUCCAAACAUGUUUGCCUUAACCCUGACAUAUGAAUUAGUAGUCCAAAAAAAAUCUAUAUAUUUUUUUAAGGUUCAUUUUAGACAAAGAUUAUUAUUUAUUUUAUUUUUUUUUUUUUUGUAGAUAUUUGAUACUUGAUACAUCAGAUUUUUAUGGCUCAUACAGUAGUGGUCAGAAUUAUUGGAACCCUUGGUAAAUAUGAUCAAAGAAGCUGUGAAAAUUAAUCUGCGUUGUUAAUCCUUUUGAUCUUUCAUUUAAAAAAUUCACAAAAAUCUAACCUUUCAUUGGAUAAUAAGAAUUUAAAAUGGGGGGAAAUAUCAUUAUGAAAUAAAUGUUUGUCUCUAAUACACAUUGGCCACAAUUAACCAGUUUAACAGCUCUAAUUUUUCUCCUAUAAUGCCUGAUGAGGUUAGAGAACACCUGACAAGAGAUCAGAGACCAUUCCUUCAUCCAGAAUCACUCCAGAUCCUUCAGAUUCCCAGCUCCAUGUUGGUGCUUCUUCUCUUCAGUUCACCCACUCAUUUUCUAUAGGGUUCAGGUCAGAGGACUGGAAUGGCCAUAACAGAAGCUUGGUUUUGUGCCCAGUGACCCAUUUUUGUGUUGUUUUUGAGGUUUGUGUUUGGAUUAUUGUACGGUUGGAAGAUCCAAACAUGGCCCAUUAUAAGAUUUCUAACAGAGUCAGUCACUUUUUGAUUUUUGAUCUGUUGAUAUUUGAUAGAAUUCAUGAUGCCAUGUGUCUAAACAAGAUGUCAAGGACCUCCAGCAGAAAUAUAGGCCCACAACAUCAAAAAUACAGCAGUAUAUUUCAUUGUACACAUGGAGAACUUUUUAUCCCUGUGUUCACCAAACCCAUCUUGAGUGUUUGCUGCUAAAAAGCUCAUUUUUUGACCAUAGAAGCCAGUCCCAUUUGAAGUUCCAGUCGUGUCUGAUAACUGAAUAUGCUGGAGUUUGUUUUUGGAUGAGCGAGGAGAAUUUUUCUUGAAACCCUCCCAAACAACAUGUGGUGAUGUAGGUGCUGUUUGACAAUUUUGUUUUUUAAAUGUUUUCUGCCCCCGAGACUAUUUUCUGCAAUUCUCCAGCUGUGGUCCUUGGAGAGUCUUUAGCCACUCACACUCUCCUCCUCACCGUGCAUUAGGACGAUAUAGACACACGUCCUCUUCCAGGCAGUUUCGUAACAUUUUAUGUUGAUUGGAAAUUCUUAAUUAUUGCCCUGAUGGUGGAAAUGGGAAUUUUCACUGCUCUAGCUCUUUUCUUAAAGCCGCUUCACUAAUUUGUGAAGCUCAAUUAUCUUUUGCUGUACAUCAGAAAUAUAUUUUUGGUUUUUCUCAUUGUGAUGGAUGAUUAAGGGAAUUCGGGCUUUGUUUUCCCUCCUAUUUAUAUUUCUGUGAAACAGGAAACAUUUAUUUCAUAAUGAUAUUUCCCCACAUUUUAAAUUAUUAAUAUCCAUUGAAAGGUUAGAUUUUUGUGAAUUUUUUAAAUAAAAGAUCAAAAGGAUUAACAAUGCAGAUUUAUUUUCACAGCCUUCUUUGAUCAUAUUUACCAAGGGUGCCAUUAAUUCUGACCACUACUGUAUAGUAUGAUACAGGUACAAAAAUUAAAAAAAAAAAAAGUCUGAUGAUUCCUCAACAGCCUGAUGGAUCAUAAUUAAUAAUCACAUUUUAAGAUUAUUUUUCCAAAAAAAAAAAAAGUAUGGAUAAUAAAGUAAACCUUUGUUGGUUCAGUCCAGUAUGUUUAUCUUGAAAUAUUACUAACAACAUAAAAUUCAUUACAUUUACAGUAAGAAAUAUGUAAAGAUUUCACAGCAAAAAGACACAUGUACCACAACCUGAAGGUCAAACGGUUAAUCGCAUCCAAAAUAAAAGUUUUUGUUUACAUAAUAUAUGAGUGUGUGCUGUGUAUAAUUAUGUAUAUAUAAAUACACACACAUGCAUGUUUAUAUUUAAGAAAAAUGCGUUUAUAUAUUUAUAUAUUAUAUCAUUUAUAUGAAUAUAAAUAUAUACAUGUAAAUAUUUUCUAAAUAUAUGCUGUAUGUGUUUUUAUAUAUAAAUAAAUAUACACAGCACACACACACAUAUUAUGUAAACAAAACGUUUAUUUUGGAUGCGAUUAAUCAUUUGGCAGCACUAAUAUAUAUAUCAUUUUUAUACGCACACACACACACACACAAAUAAAUAAUCUCAAGGACAAAAACAACCAUUAGGGUGAGUAAAUGAUGACUCAGUUUGCAUUUUGGGUGAACUGUCCCUUGAAGUGUUAAUUUGAGCUGAUUAUUGACUGUAUUUACAUGUUUUGUGCAACACUAUUAUUUUAUGUUUAAAAUCAGCUGUUGAGUCUGAUGUGUUGGAUGUUCUGUGAUGAAGUGAUAACCAGCUCCAGCCUUCUGAAUGUCCUGUCUGUAUGGCCAUAAAUGUUGUUUACACUCUUUUAUUUGUCAUCUUUUAUUUGUUAGAAAAAAAGACCAAAGGUGAAAGGUGCAGUCGAGGUCAACUUAGUAUCUGAUUUUGCACAUUGUGGGAUUCUUUUACAGUAUGAAGAAUACAGAACAUAGCUGUACUGAUAAAUAAUUUAAUAAUUUGAUUAAUAAUCUGUAAUUAAAAUAAGAUUAAAAAAGAUGGAAACCAACUAAAAGAUAUUUUAAGAUUCUACAUUUGUAUCAUAUUUUGUACAUUUCCUCUGAUGCAUGUUUACCUGUGCUUGGGUAUGUGCUUUUGAGUUACAAUUUAAACUAUAUACAUAUGUAUCAUUGUAGUAAAUUAUAUUAACCUCAAAAAUGACAGAUACUGUGGAUUUACUGAUACUGUUGUAUUGCCCGUGUAGUGACUUUUUUUUUCAUUAUGAAACAUUGAGUUCAGAUGAAACUGAGCCAGACGGUAUCUGAGAUGUUCAAUGUCACAAUCGCGUCAUAUCAGUGGAUUCAUUAAGAAAAUGAGCACUUGAUAUUGAGAACUGAGUGUUAUUCAUGUGGCCUUCUUUAAACGAAAGACUCAAAGAGCCUUUCAAAUAUUUACUAUUGAUGUUCAUCAUCAUUUUCAGCUUAAAAUAAUAAAAGAUCUUGUGGAAAAUAUAUAGAAUGUUCUUGUUAUUUUUAAAGUUUAAAUGUAGUUUUUGUUGAGGGGGUUAGUAAGCAAAAGACAAGAAACAUUAAAGGGUGGAUCACACAAAUGUCAUAUUUUACCCCAAAUUCAAAAGAAAAACAAAUUGUCAUUGUAAUGUUAAAAAAAGAUUCUCGUUACUGUAAGACACUUAUUUUAUUUUUAUUUUUUUGUCUUUAAUGAAAAAAUGAAAUCUGAGGAGGGAGAAUUUUGUGAAAUUACUGUAUAAUAAAUAAAUGCUAAAUAUGAAAAAUGGCUUCUUUCCUUUAGAGUUCAAUAUUCUAAUCUCAAUCUUUUAUUUAAACGUGAUGUUUCCUCAACCACGAAAGUAGUUUAGUCAGGCAGCAGAAGCCCAAUUAGUUUUUUGUUUUUUUGAACAAAUAUUUUCAUGGUGAAAUCCUACUUUUUAAUGAUCUUUUUCAGUUCCACACACACACAAAAUCACUUCCUAAUUCUUUCCCAUAUUUUCCAUGAACAACACUGCCCAUCUAUGUGACACUUCCAUUGGCUCAUCAUAAAUGAGUUCAUAAAACACGAGAGUGACUCAGCAUUUCUCUCUCUCUUUUUGUUCUUCACAGAAAUCCCCGCCUCUUGGCAAUAAAAAUCUGUCUCGAGCUCUCUGAUUGGUUAAAACCAAGAGGAGGCAGUAAAUUCCUCACAGACUCAUGUGGUUAGUUACUCUGAAUAUAUGAGCAAAGCUUCCUCCAGACCAUACCAUUCAACAGCUGCUUUGAAAAUGAAAGAAACACACAGCGUCCUUUUCAAAAGUUACUCUUUAAUACUUUUCGUCUGUGGUUAUUACAAAGAUGUCAAGCACUUAACACAGACCCAAUGAAACAGACAAAAACACAUUCAGUUGGCGGACAGAACAUCACACACACAAACAACAUAAUCUCCCAUUAACGCACAAAAACACACACUCACAAGGCCACGAACCAAAGAGGGAAAGAGAUUACAGAAUCCCUCUCUUUAUUGACUAAAGUCAUGUUUAUUUCAGUAAGAUGAGCAGAGAGACGUAACACGAGCUGUGAUGCCUCAGGUAACAGGAAAAAACAGCCUCUAAUGAAACCAUCCAUGUUAUGAUGCAAAUAAGAAAGAAUAUGUACAAAAAUUACAAGACAAUCCAGUUUCUCACCUGGAUACACGUACAGUGUCACACUCGCACACAUACAAACAAAAAAUAUAUACACAUCUCUGUGUUGUACAGACAGAUAUAAUCAUAACUUCAUAACAGCACUGAAGUACCUAAAGCAUACAGAUUCCCAUGAACUACCAGCACGCUCCUUCUGAGCAAACGCAUCAGAAUCAGCUCGUAUGAACUUUGUAUGAUUUGAAGUUUCGACCAUCAAUGCGUCUUGCUUAUCUCUAUAUUUUAGAGCCAUAUAAAAUCAUUUACAUUUGGGGUAAAUGUCUGAAUACAAAAAAAGGCACUGCCAUUUGUUAUUCUAGAUAUGACUUCCCAGCCUCUUGCAUGCAUCUCUAAAAUAUAAAUUACUUUUUUUUUUUUUUCGUGUUUUAUUUAUUUUUUCCGCGGUUUUUAUUUGGUUUUAUCGUUUCAUAAACAUAAGAUUCUUUUAAAAUAUAUAUAUUUUAUAUAUGUAUAUGUACGUCAGCCUGCAGUCAAUACAGGACAUCGGCUCUUGAAAAUAACACGAAAAAAUCAAAUAAAAAACAAAAAUCAAAGAGCGUAGUAAAGCAAGACCCUUCAGAAUAAAGGGGAAAAAAUCAAAUAAAAAUAAAAUCGAUCAGCAUCACAAUUCCAAUAUGCUAACGCGCAAAACCUUUUACAAAACACUAAAAUGCUAGUUUUAUUUUUAUUUUUCGGAAUACCAAGGCAACAUGUAAAUGUUAACACUGUUACAGCAUUGUAUUUUGCUGCAUGUUUGCAGUCGAGCGCAUUUGGACAAAAACAAACUUGUUCGCAACGAGGGAACGAAUCUGAAAAACAUUAAACAAACCAGAGCUGAAUACGCAUCAUUCUUCGUUAUCCAAUCACAAGCGAGCAGCAUUCUUCGUCACGGUGCGUUUCCACUGGCCCGCAGCGAGCGGAGCGGAGCGAGCGUUUUCAAUUCAUUUCUAUGAAAGUUGAGCUUAAACGCUCGCGCGAUGUAUUAUGGGAUUGAAAGUGGCGCGGAGAAAGCGUUGAGAGCGGCCGAGAGCGUCAAAAAUGUUGGGCAUUGCUCGACUUUAUGCAAAUAUCGAGCGAAAAACGCCGGGCGACAACCAAUCGCUGUGAAAAGAGGAAGCUGAAACGCAAACAGGGUGUAAACAUUGUUUUUAGAGGCGUUGCCAGCGGCACUGAGCGCAGAUUUGACGCUGUAGUGGAAACGCACCGUAAAGAACUACGCAAUGACGCUACGCCGUAAGUAUUUGGCAUCAAACACCGUAACUACAGCUGAGGUGAAAAACAGCAACAGAAUAACAGCGAAAUCUCAAAAAGGAGGAGGAAAAAAAAAAAAACUGGCUCUUUGUUUACAACGUGUGACAAUAUAUAUAAAAAAAAAACUCCUUAAAAUUUAAAAUACACAAUCCGGGCAGUGUUAGCAAAAUAUAAGCAUUUAUAGAUACAAGAAAGAAAGUAAAACAGCAAUAUUAAAACAACAUAACAAAAAACUGAUAUGUCUUUUGACUAUCAGGUACGUUUUUUUUUUUUUUUUUUAAUGCAAAUUGGGAAAACAAAACGUCAAAAAAUAACUAGGUUGUUAUUUGAGAUGUACUUAUGGUUACCAGCCAUAGCAAAAAAGUUAAUACACAAGGUAUCUUAAAUAAUACAUCUAAUGAAUACAAUAACCUCUGCAUCAAUAAUAGAAAAGAAUAAAUAAUCAUUUGAAUCUGCUAAUUGUUUUCAAAUGGCAGUGAUGAGUGGCUUAAUACACACAAAUAAAUGCACCUCUAGAAACAAGAUGCACAAGAUGCCACAUGAUGGUUUGCUAACACGCUUGUAAAACACCGGCUACCAUUCCGUUUAAGGCAUUUCAUGCACUUUAAAAGCACUAGUUUGGAGGCACCAAGCCGACACACUGCAUAGUCAACAUUCUUUCUUUUAGGCAGCUUGAACCUCAUCGGUCGCCACUCAACGGAUGUGAAAGUGCCUCUUUACUGUCUGUUUAAUCAUGACUGGUUUCUUUGGAUGAGCCAAAAAGCAUUAAACACUUGAGGUGUGGGUAGGUGCGUCAAGUUGUAGGCCUGCGAAUACGGGAAUUGUGGGAGAUUUGGAGGAGAGGGCGGGGUUUGUUAGUCCAGUUCCUCUUUCCGGGACCCCCAGUUCCCCCUCAGCCCUAUGAUUCACACCGUGUUGCUGAUGCAGAGUCUAUUGCACGUUAUUGCAAAUUCACUUUUGAUGGUUUCAGCAAGGAUUCACAGCACCAAGGGCAGGAAAAGCAAAGUUAUUAUAUGAAAAACUCUAAAUAAGAUACAUUACCAAUCACUGAACACCCUCAUAAAGGGACUUUAAUGUCCCAGAUUAAAACAAUUAAAGCAAAAAAAAAAAAAAAAA